Chironomus riparius is the source of this 4507-nucleotide messenger RNA. NCBI's taxonomy places the organism in Eukaryota, Metazoa, Arthropoda, Insecta, Diptera, Chironomidae. The record is from the annotation of a GenBank genome assembly.
CCAUAAAUCAAUUAAAGGUUCCUUAUAUAAAUAUCACUUAUGUCAUAAUUAUUGAUAAAAUCCCUGACAAACAAAGAGCAUGUGUACUUUAAGGACAGACUAAGGGCAUCAAAAGUUCAUGAUCAAACACAAAUUUUCACUCAUUCAUGUAGUCAAAAUCAAUUAGUAAGGAACUGUCAAAUUCUAGCCAAUUUAUGGGGUAAUAAAAAUUGAAAUGCAAAACUGAGUGUAGAUAAGCAACAAAUAAGUAAAAAUCUCACCCAUGAGAAUUAUGGUGAAAAAAUUAAUGUCAUGCUGCGUGUUGAAUAUGUUCCUUAGUUCCAGCAGAUAUCAAGUUUUUUUUUUCACUGCGCAUAGCAAAUUCGUUGUGGUGGAAAAAAAAGUUGGUGGAACAAAAUUGAUUGGUAAAAGUACAGAACAUUUUUUGAAAGUUAACUAGCAAGGAACAGUCUUGAAAAGUACAAAAUCUUGUGUCUAAUAGUACAAAGAAGUAGAAUCAGUUGAAGAUUUAGAUCAAACUUGACAUUAGAUUAAAGUUUGCAAAAUUAUUGAUUUUAGAAAAUGACAUUGAAAGGAACAAGUCUUUAAAGCUCAUGAAAAGUGCGUAAAUUAAAAGACAUUUAAUAAUAUAUACCUGAAAAAAAAGACUGACAAGAGUACAAAAAAAAGCUUAAUUAAAGAAUAAUUUUAAAGAAAAUUAAGCAUCAUUGAUUACUUUUCAUCAAAAAGGGCAAGCUAGCAAAAAAAAGGUUCGACAUCAACACAAUCAAAAAAGUGAAAGAACUGCUUAUAUACACGAGAGCCAUAUGAUUAUUCCGGCUAAUGAAAUUUGUAUUAGUGUUGCUUUAUAUACAGCUGUAUAAAAAUUUUCGAGUGUCUCUCAGCUCGAAACAAUCGUGACUCGCUCUCUUCGAUUUCACUUCUCAUCUUUUUAUUCAGUAAGUCAUUCGCUGUUUAGCUGUUGAAUAAGAAACAGUGAAAUUAAAAAAAGAAGCAAGUUGUGACAGUAAAAAUAAAAUAUCUUUAGAUAUAAAAAUAAGAACUUAUGGUGCUGUGAAUGCUUCAUUACUAUUAUGUUUAAAAAGAAGUUUAAAAAAGAAACGUAAAAAAAAAUUUUUUGAGCAAAGAAAAAGUUAAAUAUAUUAUUACUUAGUGUAACAAAUAAAUCCUAUUCUUGUGCCGGUGAAGAGAAUAUUCAAAAAAAAAAAAGAAAUUUCUCGUUCAUCGUGAAACUCGAAAACAAUUCAUACACAAAUACACAAAAUAAAAAAUAAAAGAAUUAAAGAAUAAAAAAAAAACACAUAAAGAUUGUCAAGCCAAAUGCAUACCGAUAUGGAUUCAAUAGUGGAUUGUUACGAUGUUGAAUAUGAGCACAAUAAUUUUGGCUACAAUAACAAACAGUGGAUAAUGGAUAAUGUAGAUGUAUAUGAUCAUGUAACAAAAGUCAUUCGAUAUCAUCCGAAAUAUUUUGAGCAUUACAUUAAGACACAUCGGUAUUUGAUGUAUGAUGAUGGUCCAUUGCCAUUUACAACACGUCACUAUUUAGCAAUAAUUGCAGCAGCACGUAAUAAAUGCAAUUAUUUGGUGAAUUUACAUGAGAAGGAAUUCUUGGCAGAAGGUGGUGAUACAAAAUGGCUAAAUGGACUUGAAUUCAUUCCACAGAAACUUCGUGCCAUAUAUGAUAUUAAUAAGAUAUUGGCACAUCGUCCAUGGCUAUUGACCAAAGAACAUAUUGAGCGUCUUACAAAAGGAACGAAUAGUUGGUCAUUAGCAGAAGUUGUCCAUGCAAUCGUUAUCCUGUCUCAUUUUCAUUCACUCUCAUCUUUCGUAUUCUCAUGUGGUCUCAAUCAGGAAUUGGAUGCUAGUCUUAAAAAUGAACCGGAAUCACCGACUGUAUCAGAACCGGAGCCCGUAAUUAAGCCAAGUACAACACCACCAUUUAUUCAACGCUUAAAGCUUGAACAGCAACGAAUGCAUCAAAUGAUGAAGGAACAAGAGGAAAAUAAGAAAAUUUUGCAACAAAGCAACAGUCAAGUGUUGAUGAAUGGAGUAAAUAGUGAUAAUAUUGAAAUGCUCAUGAAGCGCAUGCAAGAUUUGUCAGACAAGAAGAAGGAAUGCAGCGAAACAGAACUGAGUAAUCGCUUUAAAAAUGUUGAACUUCAGGCAGCACAAUUGACAUCACCUGCAGAUGUAGUAAUUGUAAAUAUUUCUCCAUCCAUCAGUCAUUACGUUGACGAUCCAAAUUAUGCAUAUCAAGAUUUUGCGAGACGUGGAGCUGAGAAUAUUCCACAUACGUUUCGCAUUCAAGACUAUUCAUGGGAUGAUCAUGGAUACUCACUUGUUAAUCGUCUCUAUAAUGAUGUUGGCUUCUUAUUAGAUGACAAAUUUCGUGUUGCAUAUAAUUUAACUUACAAGACACUUGCUGGUCGCCAGAAUGUCGACACAUCUAAAUUUCGUCGUGCAAUAUGGAAUUAUAUUCAAUGUAUCUUUGGAAUUAGGCACGAUGACUAUGACUAUGGUGAAGUCAAUAAACUCUUGGACCGUCCUUUAAAGACAUUCAUCAAAACAGCUUGUUGCUUUCCCGAUCGCAUUACAAAGCAAGAUUAUGAUAGUAUCCUCGUUGAAUUGCUCGACAGCGAAAAGUGUUUCUUUUCAAAUAGCAAUCACUGGACUAUGGAUAAUGUAGAUGUAUAUGAUCAUGUAACAAAAGUCAUUCGAUAUCAUCCGAAAUAUUUUGAGCAUUACAUUAAGACACAUCGGUAUUUGAUGUAUGAUGAUGGUCCAUUGCCAUUUACAACACGUCACUAUUUAGCAAUAAUUGCAGCAGCACGCAAUAAAUGCAAUUAUUUGGUGAAUUUACAUGAGAAGGAAUUCUUGGCAGAAGGUGGUGAUACAAAAUGGCUAAAUGGACUUGAAUUCAUUCCACAGAAACUUCGUGCCAUAUAUGAUAUUAAUAAGAUAUUGGCACAUCGUCCAUGGCUAUUGACCAAAGAACAUAUUGAGCGUCUUACAAAAGGAACGAAUAGUUGGUCAUUAGCAGAAGUUGUCCAUGCAAUCGUUAUCCUGUCUCAUUUUCAUUCACUCUCAUCUUUUGUAUUCUCAUGUGGUCUCAAUCAGGAAUUGGAUGCUAGUCUUAAAAAUGAACCGGAAUCACCGACUGUAUCAGAACCGGAGCCCGAAAUUAAGCCAAGUACAACACCACCAUUUAUUCAACGCUUAAAGCUUGAACAGCAGCGGAUGCAUCAAAUGAUGAUGCAGCAAGAAGAAAGCAGAAGAAUUUUGCAACUAAGUAAUAAUCAAAUGAUGAUGAAUAAUGGAGUUAAUAGUGAUAAUAUUGAAAUUCUCAUGAAGGCUAUGCAAGAUUUAUCAGAAAAGAAGAAGGAAUGCAGCGAAACAGAACUGAAUAAUCGCUUUAAAAAUGUAGAAAUUCAGACAGCACAAUUAAUAUCUCCAACAAAUACAGAAAAAACAUUUGAGAUACCUCCAUCCAUCAGCCAUUACGUCGACGAUCCAAAUUAUGCAUAUCAAGAUUUUGCGAGACGUGGAGCUGAAAAUAUACCAUUUCGUGUUCAAGACUAUUCAUGGGAUGAUCAUGGAUAUUCUAUCGUCAAUCGUCUCUAUAAUGAUGUUGGCUUCUUAUUAGAUGACAAAUUUCGUGUUGCAUAUAAUUUAACUUACAAGACACUUGCUGGUCGUCAGAAUGUCGACACAUCUAAGUUUCGACGUGCAAUUUGGAACUACAUUCAAUGUAUAUAUGGAAUUAGGCAUGAUGAUUAUGAUUAUGGUGAAAUCAACCAGCUUCUUGAUCGCUCAUUAAAGUCCUUUAUUAAAACUGCAUGUAGCUUUCCUGAACGCAUUAAGAAGCAAGAUUAUGAUACGAUUCUUACCGAGUUACUUGAUAGUGAGAAAGUACACGUAAACCUUAUGAUUCUGGAAGCAAAGAACCAGGCAAUAUUGCUUUAUGCAUUGAGAGAAAUAAUGCGGUAUAUGCUUUGAUUAAUUAAUUGAUCUCAUUCGAAUAUGAUUGUUUAUUUUACAUUUUGUCAUGUUAACUUAUGAGGCUUAUAUUAACAGUCUCAAUUAAAUUAGAAAUUAACAUUUUGAUCAAAAACAGAAAACAUUUUUCAUAAAAAUUCGUUUUUUUAUUACAAACAAGAAAUUAAAGGAUGUGAAUAAGUAAUAAGUGUCUGUAAGUUGAGCUUUUUAUAAAUAUAUAUUUAAACAAGAUGAUGAGAAGAAUUAAUAAGCGUAAAAUGUUAUAUCAAUAUUUUUUCACAUGAGAAAGUUUUUUUUAAAUGCUUCGUUGUGAUUUAUUCGUAAUAUAUAAGUGAAGAAAAGUUGUUCAAAUCGAUAUUUCUUUUUGUUAAAUUUUUUUAUUGUAAAGCAUGAGAAAAUAAUUGAUCAACACGUGCCAAAAGUUGAAAAUAAAAUUUUGACGAUGAUUUCAUAGCGAUUAUACACAUAUUUAUUCAGUUUUUUGCUUCUAUUUAUCGUACGUUUGUUUUUU